AUGGACCUCUGGCUUUGGUUCAUCUACUUCCUGCCCACAGUAUCUGGAGUCCUGAUGCUCCCAGAAGUCAAGCUGGAGGGAAUGGUGGGCGGAUCUAUUACCAUCGAGUGCCCACUUCCUGAAGUGUAUGAUAGGGUGUAUCUGUGCCGCGAGACAGCCAAAUCGCAAGCGUGUUUCACCGUGGUGUCCAGCAUGAAUUUUGUCAGGAAGGAAUACAAGAACCGAGUCACCCUGAAGCUGUGUCCAGACCAGAAUGUAUUCCUAGUGGAGGUGACAGAGCUGACAGAGAGUGACAGCGGAGUCUAUGCCUGUGGGAAAGGCAGACGCACAGACUGGGGCAAGACCCAGAAAGUCACCCUGGAUGUCCGCAGUGUUCCACCCAAGGAGAUGCCACCCUGGCUUCAGGAAGUUCCACCUAUGGAGAUGCCCCCUUGGUUCCAGAAACCUGUAUUUGCCAGUUCCUUGGAAGUCUUCUCCAAAGAAACCUCACCCGCUCCGACGACGGAGGCCCCUCCAGCACAGCACUCCUCCCCCACCACCCCAGUCACCCACCGCCCUCGAGUUUCCAGGUCAAAGCCCACCACCCGCCUGCCAUCCACCACAAGCUCAAAGACCUCAGCACCGGAGGGGCUGCUCAGGCCCCCGACAGCCAGCUACAACCAGCACACCAGGCUUCACAGGCAGAGAGCCUCCCACCACGGCCCAGCGUCCCCAAGGGAAGACCAGGGGUUUCAGCUCCUGAUCCCCAUCUUCCUGAGCCUCAUCCUGCUGACACUUCUGGGGAUGCUGGUGACCAGGAUCAUUCAAAGGAAGCAAGCCCUCUCCAGGCGGGCGAGCCGGCAGAGGAUGAGCGCCAUGGGGGCCUUCCAGCGGCCCCAGGCGCAGCGGCCCCGCGUGUCCCAGCGGCCACGUUCCCAAAACAACGUCUACAGCGCCUGCCCCCGGCGCGACCGGGGGACGCACUCCGCGGGUGACCUGGAGACACCAAUCCCGGGCCCCGGAGCUUCGGCGCCGCCCGCUCCACUGCAGGUGUCGGAAGCUCCCUGGCCCCACGAGCCAUCUCUGAAGAUCAGCUGCGAAUACAUGAGCGUUUACCACCAGCCUGCCGCCAUGAUGGAGGACGCUGAUGCAGAUGAAUACGUCAAUAUCUCCUGCCUCACUCACCCCUCCAGCUGUCCCCCGGGGCCCAGGCCUCUGCGCCAAUGA
Pipistrellus nathusii (Nathusius's pipistrelle) is the source of this 1206-nucleotide messenger RNA. NCBI's taxonomy places the organism in Eukaryota, Metazoa, Chordata, Mammalia, Chiroptera, Vespertilionidae. The record is from the annotation of a GenBank genome assembly.